Messenger RNA from Rosa chinensis, 1074 nucleotides. RefSeq lists its product as uncharacterized. The record is from RefSeq and is a predicted model, not a curated record. Lineage: Eukaryota; Viridiplantae; Streptophyta; Magnoliopsida; Rosales; Rosaceae. The transcript has 3 exons. Bases 549 to 902 code for a protein of 117 amino acids.
UGUAUAUUGAUCAGCUUUCCACCGCCAAAGACAUCAUUGUCAUCACUUUGGCCUUGUCUCUUUAUGCAUCAAAGCUCAAAGUUCUAUUGCUUUUUUUUUAAACACCACCGCUUGUCUUCUUUUAUUUUCUGCCAGAAUUUGAUUACUAGGUGCAGAGUUUAUUUCAUGCCACACAAUGAGCACUAGAGCAAACUUGUAGCCUUUGAAUAUUGUUUUCUUUUCUUCUUGUGAUUGACAAGGAAACACGUAGCUAGACUUUGACCCUCUGCAUUCAAAAGAAGCUUGCUGCUCAUUUUCUUAAUUGGAUGUCUUGAAAGUUUUUGUCUUUAGUCCAAAUUUACAACAGCAUCACGGUUUGACAAUUAUGUUUAAUUGCAACUUUUGUCUUGAUGUAUGUUAAUCACUUCAUCAGCUUUUAACCGCCAAGCAACAUGAAUUUAUCACUUUGGCAUGGCCUCUUGCAUUAUUAAACCACUGCCCCUUGAUCAAAGUUUCAUUAAACUCGUUGUUUCGUGGUCCUUGUUGCCUGGCUUUUAUUCAAAGCAAGCAUGUGGCAAACAUUUCCUGCUCGGCUUCAUUAUGUAUAUGUUGUGUUCCUUCAAGCAUCUGGGAGCAAAUUUGCAGCAACACACUCUGAUAACUAUUGUUUCAAGGUACAAGUGCAGGCUAGGACUUUGAUAGCAAGUGCAGGCAGGAACUUUGGCAGCAAAAGCCAUUUCAUCACUGGGAUUUGGUGGACAAGGUUGUUGGAAGCACUCCAAGGGAACAUCGAGGGUAAACUCUCUUCUCUAGACACUAAUUUUAUGUUUCAUGUCCUGGCUGGUCUAUUCUUCAUGUGGCUUAUUUUGCGACUGGUGCAAAGCCAUUUGUUGUGUUGUGGUGGAAAGGAAGGCAAGAGGUAGGAGGCUGCUGGUGGGAACUGCUGUUGAAUUUCAGAGUAGAUGAUAUUAUACUCCCCCGAUUGGUCAUACACUCGUUGAUACACAUGUAUCGUAUACGAGAUUGCGACCGCUCGGGGAUCUCCACAGCUCCAUGGCGACAAAGGUAAAAGAGACACUGCAAAAAAAAAAAAAA